Molecule: messenger RNA, 1698 nt
Organism: Aspergillus clavatus NRRL 1
Lineage: Eukaryota; Fungi; Ascomycota; Eurotiomycetes; Eurotiales; Aspergillaceae
Product: ribosome-associated complex protein SSZ1
Exons: 5
Coding region: 1-1698 (565 amino acids)
Biological process (GO): protein folding
Cellular component (GO): cytosol; nucleus
Molecular function (GO): ATP-dependent protein folding chaperone; ATP binding
Source: RefSeq, a predicted model, not a curated record
AUGGGUGAUUCGAACGGUGUUGCCGCUCAGGCCGCGGAGAGAUUCGCUAUCGGUAUCUCGUUUGGUAACUCCUCGAGUUCCAUUGCUCGCCUCACACCUGAGGGCAAGGCUGAAGUUAUUGCCAACGAAGAAGGAGACCGCCAGAUCCCCAGUGUUCUGUCCUACAUUGAUGGUGAAGAAUACCAUGGCACUCAGGCCAAGGCCCAGCUUGUUCGCAACUCCCAGAACACUGUUGCAUACUUCAGAGAUUUCCUUGGCAAGAACUUCAAGUCGAUAGAUCCUACCGCCUGCCACCAGUCGGCGCAUCCCCAGCAGAGCGACUCCACUGUUGCUUUCAGCAUCCGGGACACCACCAGCGAAACUCCCAACACAGUGACCGUCUCCGACAUCACAACCCGUCACCUCCUCCGUUUGAAGAAGUCUGCCUCCGAUUAUCUUGGUAAGGAGGUUACUGCUGCCGUUGUCACCGUUCCUACCGAUUUCACCGAUGCUCAGCGUGAAGCCCUGACGGCUGCUGCCACCGCUGCUGGUCUUGAGAUUCUGCAGCUCAUCCAUGAGCCCGUCGCCGCCGUCCUCGCUUAUGAUGCCAGACCUGAGGCCGUUGUGGCUGAGAAGCUUGUCGUCGUUGCUGACCUUGGUGGCACUCGCUCCGAUGCUGCCGUCAUCGCUUGCCGCGGUGGCAUGUACACUAUCCUUGCCACUGCCCACGAUUACGAACUCGGUGGAGCCUCCUUGGAUCAGAUCAUCAUCGAUCACUUCGCUAAGGAAUUUAUCAAGAAGCACAAGACCGAUCCCCGGGAGAACGCCCGUGGACUCGCCAAGUUGAAGUUGGAGGGUGAGGCCACAAGAAAGGCAUUGAGUCUGGGUACCAAUGCCAGCUUGAGCAUCGAAAGUCUUGCGGAUGGUAUCGAUUUCAGCUCUACCGUUAACCGUACCCGUUACGAGCUCCUUUCCGGCAAGGUCUUCGCUCAGUUCACUCGCCUGAUCGAGCAGGUUGUCCAGAAGGCCGAGCUGGAUGUUCUUGAUAUUGAUGAGGUCAUCUUCUCCGGUGGUACUUCUCACACCCCCAAGAUUGCCCAGCUGGCUCGCAACAUCUUCCCCGAGAAGACUCAGAUCCUUGCUCCCUCCACAUCCACUACCGCCAUCAACCCCUCUGAGCUGUCUGCCCGUGGUGCCGCCAUUCAGGCUUCUUUGAUCCAGGAGUUCGAGAAGGAGGACAUUGAGCAGUCCAUUCACCCUAUGGUCACCGCCACCCCUCACCUGCACAACGCCAUUGGCGUUGAGUUCGCUUCCGGCGAGUCUGUCGAGUUCAAGCCCCUCCUGAACGCCGAGACUGCCCUGCCCGCGCGCCGCACCGCUCAGUUCUCUGCCCCUAAGGAUGGCGGCGAUGUUAUUGUCCGCGUUUGCGAGGGUGUCCGUUCGAUCAAGGUCACCAAGCCCGAGCCCAAGGAGAAGCCUGCCAAGACCGAGGAUGAGGAUGAUUCCAAUUUCGACUCUGAUGAGGACGAGGAGGAGAUCCGUGAGAUCGUUUGGAAGACCGAGAAGCCCAUUGCCGAGCUUGCUGUCAAGGGCGUCAAGGCCGGCAGCAAAGUUGAGCUGAUGAUCCACGUCAAUGCCGAUCUCGGCUUGCAGGUCACAGCCCGCGAGGUUGGUAGACAGAGCGCUGUCCGCGGUGCUGUAGAGUCGCCCAAGGCUUAA